Messenger RNA from Capsicum annuum, 316 nucleotides. RefSeq names its product auxin-responsive protein SAUR32-like. NCBI's taxonomy places the organism in Eukaryota, Viridiplantae, Streptophyta, Magnoliopsida, Solanales, Solanaceae. The record is from RefSeq and is a predicted model, not a curated record. The annotation marks the transcript as partial. The transcript has a single exon. Gene Ontology annotation, biological process: response to auxin.
GUCACAUAGUAAUAGUAUUACUAGUGCUAUUGAUGAUCAAUUUCGCGAUGAAACAACACAUGGCGAGACAUCAUUGGUGCCAAAUGAUGUGAAAGAAGGAUACUUUGCUGUUUUUUCGGUGAAUCCCGAAGAGGAACCAACAAGGUUUGUGGUGGAACUGCAUUGGUUAACGCAUCCGUCUUUCUUGGAAUUAUUGAAGAAAGCUGAAGAUGAAUAUGGAUUUAGGUAUGAAGGUGUUCUUGAAUUCCCUUGUCGUGCCGAGGAAUUGGAGAAGGUUCUUGCUACUGAAUGUUCGAACAAAGUUUCACGUUGGUAG